UGUGUGUGUGUGCACAGUUCUUGUUUCACACAACACAUCUGUGGGAGUGGGAGGAAGUAGCUUUUUGAAUAGCUCGCACGCUGCUCUUGGCUCUGACUGUCUGACUGCUGUGUGAUGGCUGCAGCCUGAGGACUGUGGAUUUUAACACCACACAAAUAAACCCACUCACUGGACAGUGGACAUCUGAGGACGAGAGGAGGCCCGCUAGAACGAUGGCGAAGUACCACUGGCAGAGUCAAAAUGUGAAGCAAAGCGGAGUGGACGACAUGGUCCUGCUGUCCAAGAUCACUGAGGACGCUGUUGUGGAAAACCUCAAAAAAAGAUACAUGGACGACUACAUCUUUACAUACAUCGGCUCCGUAUUAAUAUCAGUCAACCCGUUCAAACAGAUGCCCUAUUUCACUGACAGAGAGAUUGAACUUUACCAAGGAGCUGCCCAAUACGAGAAUCCACCCCACAUCUACGCCUUGUCUGAUAACAUGUACAGAAACAUGAUGAUUGAUGCAGAGAACCAGUGCGUCAUCAUUAGCGGGGAGAGUGGUGCUGGAAAGACAGUGGCUGCCAAAUACAUCAUGGGUUACAUUUCCAAAGUAUCUGGAGGAGGGUCAAAAGUUCAGCAUGUAAAAGACAUCAUACUACAGUCAAAUCCUCUGUUGGAAGCCUUUGGUAACGCCAAGACAGUCCGGAACAACAACUCCAGUCGUUUUGGGAAAUACUUUGAAAUUCAGUUCAGCAGAGGAGGAGAGCCAGACGGUGGCAAAAUCUCUAACUUCCUGCUGGAGAAGUCAAGGGUGGUGAGCCAGAAUGAGAACGAGAGGAACUUCCACAUUUACUACCAGAUGAUAGAGGGCGCCAACGCUCAGCAGAAAGAGGGCCUGGGCCUCAUGACCCCAGACUACUACUACUACCUCAACCAGUCUGGGACCUACAAGGUGGAUGGGACCAAUGACAGCAAAGACUUCCAAGAGACUAUGGAAGCCAUGCAGGUGAUUGGGAUCUCAGGAGACGACCAGACUCAGGUGCUGCAAAUCGUCGCAGGCAUCCUCCACCUGGGAAACAUCAGUUUCAUAGAAGCAGGCAACUAUGGGCAGGUGGAAAGCCCGGACUUGCUUGCCUUCCCCGCUUAUCUGCUGGGCGUUGACCCCAACCGUCUGCAGGACAAGCUGACCAGCCGGCAAUGGUCAGGGAAGAAUGAGUCCAUUAAUGUGACCCUUAACACAGAGCAGGCCACGUACACGCGAGACGCCCUGGCCAAAGCCCUCUAUGCACGACUCUUUGACUACCUGGUGGAGGCCAUAAAUAAAGCCAUUCAAAAACCACACGAAGAAUUCAGUAUCGGAGUUCUUGACAUUUACGGCUUUGAGAUAUUCAAGAAAAAUGGCUUUGAGCAGUUCUGUAUUAACUUUGUCAACGAGAAACUGCAACAGAUCUUUAUUGAACUGACUCUGAAGGCUGAGCAGGAAGAGUAUGUGCAGGAGGGGAUAAAGUGGACUCCCAUUGAUUAUUUCAACAACAAGAUUGUGUGCGACCUCAUUGAAAAUAAAUUGAACCCUCCUGGUAUAAUGAGCGUGCUGGAUGAUGUGUGUGCCACUUUGCAUGCCAAAGGAGAAGGUGCAGAUGGCACUCUGCUGCAGAAACUGCAGGCCGCCGUGGGAACACAUGAACAUUUCAACAACUGGAACUCCGGCUUUGUCAUACACCACUACGCUGGCAAGGUGUCAUAUGAUAUCAACGGCUUCUGUGAAAGAAACCGGGAUGUGCUAUUCCCUGACCUCAUUGAGCUCAUGCAAAGCAGCGAAUAUAACUUCAUUUGCAGCCUGUUCCCUGAAAACCUCAACAAUGAGAAGAAAGGCAGGCCAACCACAGCCAGCUCUAAGAUCAAGAAACAAGCUAAUGAUCUAGUGAACACGCUGAUGAAAUGCACUCCGCACUAUAUCCGCUGCCUCAAACCCAAUGAGACAAAAAGACCAAAAGACUGGGAGGAGAGUAGGGCUAGGCAUCAGGUCGAAUACCUUGGACUGCGGGAAAACAUUCGUGUAAGAAGGGCUGGAUAUGCAUACCGCAGAGUCUUCAACAAGUUUAUGAUGAGGUAUGCCAUUCUGACAGCUGAGACAUGGCCAUGUUGGAGGGGUCCAGAACAGCAGGGGGUCCUUCACCUCCUCCGCUCUGUCAACAUGGAUAACGACCAGUACCAGAUGGGACGCACCAAGGUCUUCGUCAAGAACCCUGAAUCGCUUUUCCUGCUGGAGGAGAUGAGGGAGAGGAAGUUUGACACAUUUGCCAGGAUCAUUCAGAAAUCCUGGAGAAGAUACAUUGCCAGGAAGAAGUAUGAACAGAUGAGAGAGGAGGCCUCAGACAUCCUGUACAACUCAAAGGAGCGGAGGAAGAACAGCAUCAACAGAAACUUUGUCGGAGACUACCUCGGCCUGGAGACGAGGCCUGAGCUGCGACAGUUCCUGACCAAGAGGGAGCGUGUCGACUUCGCUGAUUGUGUCAACAAGUAUGACCGCAGGUUCAAGUCUAUCAAGAGAGAUUUGAUCAUGACCCCCAAAGGCAUCUAUCUGAUUGGUCGAGAGAAGGUGAAGAAAGGACCUGAGAAGGGACAGAUAAAAGAGGUGCUAAAACGAAAAUUGGAGUUUGGAAGCAUCAGUGGUGUCUCUCUCAGCACAAGACAGGAUGAUUUCUUUAUCUUACAUGAGGUCCAGUACGACAGUCUGCUGGAGUCCAACUUUAAGACAGAGUUCCUCAGUCUGCUCUUGAAACGCUACGAGGAGGUGACCAAGAGAAAACUGACAAUCUCCUUUGCGGACAGACUAGAGUUCAGAGUGAAGAAGGAGGGCUGGGGUGGAGGAGGCUCCAGGGUGGUGGUGUUUCAGAGGGGUCAAGGGGACCUGGCCCAGCUCAAACCUGCAGGGAAGACCCUCACUAUCACAGUAGGAGAUGGUCUACCCAAGUCCUCCAAACCAACCAAGAAGAGUGCUCAACAGUCUCGUAGUGGAGGAAGAAUUAAUGUUGCCAGCAGAGCGCACCAGAAUGGAGCAGCCAAGGUUUCUAGAGCCCCUUACAACCCACCAUCAGAUAUCACAUACUCGUCCCCACACAAACAAGGCCGGCCGCCCAGCACAGCUCUACCAAAAAUGGGUUCCCAGAGGGUCCCCCGAGUCCCAGCCCACAACCAGUACAACCAGGGGGACAUGGACUUCCUCAAUGUGCCUGACCAAGGCAUGUCAGGGAAGCAGAGGAAAAGGAGCAUCAGUCAGCGACCUCCUCCUGCUCCUAAACCACAGCCUCGGCCCCAGGGGCCCCGCUGCCGAGCAAUAUAUCAGUACGUUGGCCAGGACACGGACGAGAUCAGCUUUGAGGUCAGCGAAGUGUUCGACCUCGUCAAAGAAGAUCCAUCAGGCUGGUGGACAGGCAGGAUUCGAGGAAGGGAAGGUCUCUUCCCUGGUAACUAUGUGGAAAAGAUUUGAGCAGGACUUGAUCCGUCCCGGUGGACGUUUUCAAUGUCUGAAGAGAAAUAUGUGUUUGUUGAAAGCAGUGCACACUGUUUGCUAAAACUGCCUGUGAAUUGUUCUUUUAGUCCAUAAUGGAAACUUAAGCGUGGACCUCUUCACAGCCACGAGCUGCUCAGAUUUCAUCUGUUCAGGUUCUGAAUGAUAGCAACAAGAUCUUUACCUUCACUUUACCUGCGAUCCCACAACACCUUCCUUAGAGCUGUUACUUCACUGAAAAUGAAUCAAAGCUAAAGUUGAGAACACAUUCUGAAUAUACUGCAUUGCUUUCUGGUGUCUGCAGUGUUUAUAUUUCCAGAAGCUUUUCUCCAAAGCAACGUCCAGUACUGCUCAGUACUCGUGACAACGACAUCAGCAUAAAAUCAAAUAAUAAUACAUGUCUUUAUAUUUUUAUUUUACUGAACUGGUUGUUCGCACCAUAACAAACCUGCUUCAAAGCAAAGACAUGAGAGAGACAAUACUUUUGAUCACUGUUUAUUACUAAUGUUGGUGGUUUUUCUCAUAUAUUUUUUCACCUCAAUAAAAGAAAAGAAAUAUAUUUUCAUAAUUUUACCUCAAGGAAUUUUGGCACUGGUUUUGGUGGUAUCACCAGUAAGAAACUUAUCAACUUUACAGUUUAAAAGUGUUUAUUUCUGCCAAUUUUGCAUUUUUAUUUUUUUUGAAUUGUGGAUUUUGUAAAUUACAUAAUUUGCUCACAUUAAUCAAUACCUGUUUUUGUAUGGAAAAUAAAGGGUUUACAC
Etheostoma cragini (Arkansas darter) is the source of this 4252-nucleotide messenger RNA. It is a transcript of the gene myo1f, whose product is annotated as myosin IF. The transcript is spliced from 28 exons. Gene Ontology annotation, molecular function: microfilament motor activity; ATP binding; actin filament binding. Bases 213 to 3470 code for a protein of 1085 amino acids. The record is from RefSeq and is a predicted model, not a curated record. Gene Ontology annotation, cellular component: myosin complex; vesicle; cytoplasm. NCBI's taxonomy places the organism in Eukaryota, Metazoa, Chordata, Actinopteri, Perciformes, Percidae. Gene Ontology annotation, biological process: vesicle transport along actin filament; actin filament organization.